CUCGCCAUUCUUUGCCCAGAGGGCACUUCCAAUCAUUUAAAUCAUCUCGGUACUCGAACGCUGGGCCGUUUACAUUUCACAAGCCCGCCAGAUCGGUCUUGUCGCCGUCGCCAUUGUCAAGAUAUCCGUCGCAGUCCAACAUGUUUUCAAAUCUGCGUCCAACCCGACUUUCAUUUCUCGUUUGGUUCCACUGUCUGCUGCUGUUCUCGUUCCACGCCAAUGCAUCACCCUUCGUUACCCGCCAAUCAGGAUCUCCUCAAACCGUGACUACAAAACAUACAACAGAGACUGCUGCUGGUGUGAUGACUGAGACUUGCGUUAUUGUCUUAACCCCGAUUAAAGACGGGAACGGCAAUGACGCCGUGCAGGUGGUUAAAUCAUGUACAAUUAAGAUGGAGCCGCCGAAGGAUAAUGGUGGUGGUAACGGUGGUGGAUCCUCUUCUAGUACGUCUGUGACAUCCUCCACGCCGCAAAGCUCCUCCCCGUCCACCACGAUUGCUGCAACUACAACCUCGUCGUUCGCCAGCUCUUCGGCCUUCUCCUCCGUGGCCGCCCCUGCCACAACCUCCGCAGUCGCGUCAACUUCAGCACUACCCCCACCACCUGCAUCGUCUUCUGCACCUGCGUCGUCUUCUGCGCCUGCAUCCUCUUCUGCAUCUGUAUCAUCCUCAGCGACGAGCUCUGUAGCAAGCCCCACCGAGUCCCCUGCUGUUUCAGUGAAUGGGGUUUCAACAGUAGUGCCUUCCACCACCGCAUUGCCAACUACUGCAGCACCUAGCCCCACGAUCGUCGCGCCGGCUGUAACGAGUGCAACACCGCCGACGAACGCGCCCGCCAGCUCCUCAGCCUCUGGAACUGCAGUUUCUGCCGCCGCCGCCGAACAGGCAUCAGCGUCAGCAGCUGGGGCGUUCACUCUCCCAGGGAAGAAACUUUCAGUCCUGCCCAUCGGUCUUGGGGUGUUUGCGGGUAUUUCUGUCAUCGCUCUGAUUGUGGUAGGAUUGGUAACGUACGAGCGAACCAAGUACCGCAAGGCAUUCAGGCAACGGAAACUAGCAGAAAGUGGCCAGGCCAUGGGUUACGGUGGAAUGGCAUUGUAAAUUUUUAGAUUGAUUUUUUUUUUUUCAGUUGUCGCGAGCGGCCACAUUACUUACUUUAGGUACUCACUUUUCUCUCCAAGCGUUGUGUGGCAUGGCCUCAUUAUACCCACAUUAUAUUGAUACAUUGUAUGGCAUU
Molecule: messenger RNA, 1233 nt
Organism: Laccaria bicolor S238N-H82
Lineage: Eukaryota; Fungi; Basidiomycota; Agaricomycetes; Agaricales; Hydnangiaceae
Exons: 4
Coding region: 141-1097 (318 amino acids)
Source: RefSeq, a predicted model, not a curated record